UUUGCAGAAUACCUAUAUAAUUUCUUAAUGAGUAUACAUAUACCAUCUGCGUCAAAUUCAAGAGGAUAUGUUACCUCGAGGGAAAUGCUUUUAACCUAUAUUCAUAAUAUGGCAAAAGCCGAUGUUCGAAAAUUGUUGAGGCCGGUGAGAGAUGGGCUUUUGACUGAAAACACAAUGUUUCAUAUGAAUACACAAAAUUUUUCUGUUGACCACGUGGUGGUCCCCAUAUCAAUCGCUGAUUUUCUUAAAGAGCUGAGUCCAGAAUGGAUGAGAUGGAUUCAUACAGCUCCCGGUGAAGUUGACCUUGAAGAAAGGCGGUAUGCUCCGCAUGCAACUUUUGACUAUCAUGGUGAUCAUGUAGAUAGCGAUGUGAUAUUGGAUUAUGUAACCGGAAUGGAUAAACAUCAAAAACGUGCUUUGUUAAAUUUAAUACGAGAAGGUGUACUUACUGAUGAAUGUUUUAUAAAUAUAUCAACACAUGUUGGUCCUGAAAGAGUUCAGGUACCUAUGCCACGUGUAGUUGAAGCAAUGCGCAUAAUACAAGAAGGUGAACAAGAUCUCCAAAAAGAGAAACCAAUGCUUCUUAAAAUAUUUACAAUGAAACAUUACUCAUCUGCUUCUUUUGACAACCAUUAUCGUGCAGAUUUGAAAGUUCGAUCUCUAACUGCUGCAAGAUACACUAUGCCAAUUUGGUACACAUUGUUUUUUUCAUUCAUGACUCUGGCAACAUUUGCCUCGCAUAUUUGGUCCCAAGUCACAAAUUACUCAGAUUUACAAGAGACGCUUUCAAUGACUCUACCGACAAUUAUUCUAGUGGUUUCAAGUCUUCUCAUUGGCAUGCUACUUUAUUUCAACGUCUAUAUGGUUGGUUUUUUAUGUUGUUGUGAGAAUAACUUUUCAAUGAGACUAGUAACAAAGGAUUUGGAUUAUUCGUCUCUUUAUGUACAUUUUUGCGAGCUAAACAAAUUUGAUCUGAGGAUAUAUUUUGUGAAAGGAUUGCAGUUUAUUCUUCUUUGGUACACUAUGCUUUUGGCUGUUUAUGCCCAUGAGCAUGAUUUAAACAUUUAUCCAGCUUUAGUUUGUGUUUUAACAAAUGGAUUUGGACUGAUGUUAUUUGCAAGAAUGGCCGAAUUCUUCCGACGGUGUAGAAGAACAAGAGAUGGGACGUCUAUUGCAGCCAGAUAGCUGAUAACUUCCUUCUGAACUCUUUUUUUGAAUUGUUUAACAAUUUCAUAUUCUAUGAAACAACUAAGAUGAUUUAAUAAAUGUGCCACAG
Messenger RNA from Caenorhabditis elegans, 1276 nucleotides. RefSeq lists its product as uncharacterized. The record is from RefSeq and is marked reviewed. Lineage: Eukaryota; Metazoa; Nematoda; Chromadorea; Rhabditida; Rhabditidae.